AUGCUUUCUAAUUCAGUGAUUCAUGGUAGAAACAAGGCAUCCCUUUGGUGGAAGGACUUAUGCUCGGUUGGUGCUUGUGGGAACAAUCCGUUGGAAAAUUGGUUUACUUCUUCCAUUUUCUGUAAAUUAGGUAAUGGAGAUGGCACCGAUUUUUGGCUUGAUAGGUGGAAGGGUCCCUCUCCUCUUGCUGAGCGUUUUCCCUCUCUUUUUCGGUUUGCUGAGCCUUCUGGUGCUUUGAUUAGUGACAAUGUUACUCCAACGGUGGGUGUGCUGGAUUCAUAUGUUUGGUGGAAGACAUCUUUGGGUUUUUCCGUUAAAGCGGCGUAUGAUUUGAUUUUGGAGGGGAGUUAUCGGGGUCCUCGUGUUGAGGUUGACAUCAUAAGGGCCCUAAACCGGAUGUGGAAGACUAAGAUAUCAAGCAAGAUCUUGAUUUUCGGGUGGAGACUUAUUUUGAAUAAGAUUCCAACCAAGACGGCUUUGGCGAGACGCCAUAUUUUGACGGAUCCGAAUCUUUUGGUUUGCCCUUUUUGUGGAGUGGAGGACGAAGACACGAAUCAUCUCUUUGUUUUUUGUCCCGUCACUUCGGAUUGGUGGAGUAAGUUUUGUGAUUGGCUCCGGCUUGAUUCAUCUUCUUUUCCGGGUAAUUUUUUUCUUCGCUUUAAAGCUUUGGAUUUAGCUUGUAAGGUGAGAUUUGUGGUAGAUACUAGUUGGGUAUUUGGGUUGGCUUUUUGUUGGGGUGUUUGGUGUUGUAGGAAUGAGGUCAUCUUCAAUGAGGGUAAUAUUCUUAAUUUUGAUACUAUUGGGAUGAUUAAAUAUGUUGCUUGGGAAUGGCUUCUUUCUUGCUAUAAUGUAGGAGAUACUAUGGUUUGGUCGGAUUGGUAUGCGAAUCCGGGUACGUGUAUUGGGCGUCCGUAG
Messenger RNA from Vicia villosa (hairy vetch), 915 nucleotides. RefSeq lists its product as uncharacterized. Bases 1 to 915 code for a protein of 304 amino acids. Lineage: Eukaryota; Viridiplantae; Streptophyta; Magnoliopsida; Fabales; Fabaceae. The record is from RefSeq and is a predicted model, not a curated record. The transcript is spliced from 2 exons.